Molecule: messenger RNA, 1344 nt
Organism: Diutina rugosa
Lineage: Eukaryota; Fungi; Ascomycota; Pichiomycetes; Serinales; Debaryomycetaceae
Gene: APM4
Product: Apm4p
Exons: 1
Coding region: 1-1344 (447 amino acids)
Biological process (GO): clathrin-dependent endocytosis; intracellular protein transport
Cellular component (GO): AP-2 adaptor complex; cytoplasmic vesicle
Molecular function (GO): clathrin-cargo adaptor activity
Source: RefSeq, a predicted model, not a curated record
AUGAUCACCGCAUUAUUCAUGUAUGACUCCAAGGGCGACGUCAUUGUGGCGAAGACCUACAAAGAGGGAGUAAAGCGCUCGAUAUCCGAGGUGUUUCGCAUCCAAAUCAUCACCCUGCUGGAGCGGCAUGGACCUCGCCUGCCCGUACUCACGUUGGGAUCGACAUCGUUUGUCUACAUUCGCCUGGGACUGGUGUGGAUAUGUGCUGUCACCCGGAGUAACCAGGACUGCGGGGUGAUCCUUGAGUUUCUCUACAAGUUCAACCUGUUGGUGGAAGAGGCCGUCGGCACUAAGGGCACCGGUCUCGAGGACGAGGCGUUGGUGAAUAAUUUCGUCAUGAUUCAUGAAGUGCUUGAUGAAGUGAUCGAGUUUGGUUUUCCAACAAACCUUGAACCAGCAUACGUGUCAAGUCACGUCCAAGGCUAUGGCCAUCAAUCGUCGACAGGACUUUUCCGCAAUAAAUCACUCAUAGCCAAGGCGAAGCCAAAGUUGACUCUGCAAAAACUGUCUCAGUCGCUGCUGUAUCCAUGGCGUCCAGAGGGCAUCAAAUACCGCCGAAACGAGAUCUACUUGGACGUGCUGGAGCGGAUCAACGCGUUGCUCUCGGAGGAGGGUGAAGUAUUACAAGCAUUUGUCGACGGUAAGAUCAAUAUGAAGACGCAUUUGAGUGGCAUGCCAGAAUGCCAAUUUGGUUUCAAUGAUGACCUGAUUCUACUCGAAAACGAAACUGUUUAUGGGGGAGGUAGCGGUGGGGUAGUGCUUGAGGAUCUGAAAUUUCACCAAUGCGUACAAUUAACUCGGUUCAGCACUGACCGUACCAUACGAUUCGUUCCCCCUGAUGGCGAAUUCACCCUCAUGAGCUAUAACUGCCGCCUGGCGAUCGAGCUACCGUUUUCAGUGACCCCCGUAGUGCGUACUUUGCAUAACCGAUUGAUGUAUACGAUAAGAAUCAAAGCUCAAUUUUCAAAGAAGCUUCCGGCAAUUGAUGUGGUUCUCAGAAUACCCACACCGAAGGGGGUGAUAUGGAAUAACGCUUCGGCCCUGGGCGGUCGUUUCAAGUAUCAUCCUGAAGAAAACGUUUACUUGUGGCGGUUCCCUAAAUUUUUUGGUGAAGAUGAACACGAGUUCCGAGCGGAGGUGGAAGUCAAUGAUUCUGAAGACGAUUAUACCACCAGUCUUUCAACGUGGAGCCGGCCGCCAAUGCUGCUUGAGUUCAAGCUCGAAAUGUACUCAUCACUGGGACUUCUGGUGCGGUAUUUACGGGUGCUGGAGAAGGCUAGUUACCGUACAGUGAAAUGGGUGAAAUAUGAGACUGAAGGCGGCAAGUACCAGAUCAGAUAUUAA